UGGAGCCUCAUCUGCAGGCGUGCCGUGAGCCCGCGCUCUCGCCCUCUGCGUGCCGGGCAGUGUGGACGGCGGCGAGACCUGGAGCGGUCAGCAGUGAGCCCGAGCGCUGCACGUGGAGCCCGCACAGCUCCGGCCUCUGCUUUCACCAGCGGUGUGGCCUCGAACCCUGCCUGUGGUCUCCCGCUCCAUGCCCACCUUGGCAGCUCUUGUAUUCUAGCCAUGGCUGGGAGGGCCACAGCCUGACUCCUACCAUGAUGGAACCGAAAUCCCCCAAGAAGUCUCCCCACACUAAGAAAUGGAUCAAGACUCAGAAGAGCUUCGCCAACAAGUACCCAUUCAGAGUCUCCUGGCCGACGGAGCCCACCUCCGAGUCCCUGCAACCCUGGGAGGUCAGGAACAAGCCACUGGAGGAACAGCUCCCCCUACAGAAGAAUCUGGUGCCAAGGAGGUCCAUCCCAUCCCCAGGGCUCAGGGCUUCAGAUUUCGCUUCACCAUCCAGCUAUCGCCCACCACCCCGACCGUCACGCCCUCAGCAUAACUUCUGGGAACUCAAGUUGCUGAGCAUCCGCUUCCCCCACUUGAUGCCCUCAGAAGCUGCCUGCUUCACAGGCCAGUAUAGAGUGCUUCUGCACCAGUGAGGUGGCAAGGACUCUCUCCUGGAAUGCUGCUGCCCCUCCACACAUCUUGGAACAAGGAACUCCACUCUGCUACCGCACACUUUGCCAUCUUUUUAAAAAGCCAAACCUGACUCAGUGGUCACAGUGGUAAUAGGUGGGUGGGGGCCCUCUAGGCAGCAAGAUCAUUUUCAGUCUUGGCAGGCUGAUGGGAUUUUCUGAUUGGUCCUCGCGGUUUGGAUUUAAUUUGCAUAACCAAUCAGGGUCCGCCUAUGUCUAUACAAAAUCCCACACUCAGCUCCUCAAAACAGACUCCUCUGAACUCAGAAGAGAGAAUAUUCUUUAAGAACGAAAACCAUUUCCUUACUGCUGGGAGAAGUGGGCCUGCCUUGGGGAAAGCCUCGUCCUGGAUCCCUGGCUAAGAGUUUCCUGUGCCUACCUUGAAGGUAGACAACACCCACUAGUCCAGUCCUGAAGCAGACCUUCUGUCGGUUGGUCUCCCGUAGCCUAGCAAGGGCCUUUAGCUGUGUCACUCCACCAGACCCCUCUUGAUGGCAUCCUGAGGCCCGUCAGCUGCAGCUGUAAC
This is a messenger RNA of Jaculus jaculus (lesser Egyptian jerboa), 1200 nucleotides long. It is a transcript of the gene C6H3orf22, whose product is annotated as chromosome 6 C3orf22 homolog. NCBI's taxonomy places the organism in Eukaryota, Metazoa, Chordata, Mammalia, Rodentia, Dipodidae. The record is from RefSeq and is a predicted model, not a curated record. Bases 252 to 638 code for a protein of 128 amino acids. The transcript is spliced from 4 exons.